This is a messenger RNA of Ictalurus punctatus (channel catfish), 1271 nucleotides long. Its product is annotated as immunoglobulin lambda-1 light chain. NCBI's taxonomy places the organism in Eukaryota, Metazoa, Chordata, Actinopteri, Siluriformes, Ictaluridae. The coding region runs from base 98 to 1090 and encodes 330 amino acids. The record is from RefSeq and is a predicted model, not a curated record. The transcript is spliced from 6 exons.
UCUCUCUUAUAGCACGUCCCUGCAGUCUCUCCUUUAUCUGCUCCUCACGCUGCUUGUCGCUUCACUCGGCACGAGAGUCCCAUCACAUACGGACACCAUGCUGCCAGCGCUCUGCUCUCUCCUCACUGCUCUCUCAUGUGUCAGUGGUGUGACUGUGGUGACGCAGAAGCCUCCUGUUCGCACGCUGACUCGAGGACAGACGGCCACCAUGGACUGUAAUCUGGGGACUGUCACUGAUAGUGCUGCACACUGGUUCAAACAGGUUCCUGGAAGAGUUCCUCACACGUCCCUGCAGUCUCUCCUUUAUCUGCUCCUCACGCUGCUCGUCUCUUCACUCGGCACGAGAGUCCCAUCACAUACGGACACCAUGCUGCCAGCGCUCUGCUCUCUCCUCACUGCUCUCUCAUGUGUCAGUGGUGUGACUGUGUUGACUCAGAAGCCUCCUGUUCUCACGCUGACUCGAGGACAGACGGCCACCAUGGACUGUAAUCUGGGGACUAUCAUUGAUCGUGUUGUAAGCUUUUACAAACAGGUUCCUGGAGGAGUUCCUCUGUAUGUGUUAAGAUAUUAUCAUGGUGAUAAAUCUCCUAAAUAUGGAUCUGGUUUCUCGUCUCCUAAAUUCACAUCAACAUCCCCCUCUAAAUCAGAUUAUAAACUGAUUAUCAGUAAUGUGGAGGUGGGAGACUCGGCAGUGUAUUACUGUAGGACAUGGGACGGCUCUGCUAAAGAGCACGUAUUCGGCCAAGGAACAAAGCUGAUCGUCAGCGACGCUGCUCUCCCGGAUCCUGUUCUGACCGUUCUCCCUCCGUCCAGUGAAGAGCUGAAGUCUAACAAAGCCACUCUAGUAUGUUUGGCCAGCGACCUGGCCAGUGGUUUUGCUGAUGUGCGUUGGUUCAUGAACGAGAACUCGGUCACCAGUGGAGUCAUCACCGGCUCUGCACAGCAGCAAGCCAAUAAGAAAUUCACACUGAGCAGCUAUUUGACCAUCAACAGCUGUGAUUGGGAAAACGACAAAGUCAUCACAUGUGAAGUGUCUGCUGGAGGAAAAGCCGCGUCAGUGAAGAUCAAGAAGUCCGAAUGCAGCGAAUGAACCCGAUUACAGCUUUUACAUGUUUGUUGUUUACUUGCAAAUCUUACUGAGACCUGUAGUUUAACCUGUAGAAAAUAAUUCCUCGUUAUUGAGACUAUAAUGUCCUGAUGAUGCAAUCGUUUUGCUUUUUGUGUUUGAGAAAUAAGUCGAAGUUUAAUAAAGUGCAUAACAGCAAAAAGAA